Molecule: messenger RNA, 2281 nt
Organism: Anopheles bellator
Lineage: Eukaryota; Metazoa; Arthropoda; Insecta; Diptera; Culicidae
Exons: 4
Coding region: 1-1242 (413 amino acids)
Source: RefSeq, a predicted model, not a curated record
AUGGACCGAGCGUUGGUCGAGGAAAAGUUUCCGUUCAUCACGAAGCAGUACCUGGAGGGUGUGUUGCGCCGGGAGCAGUGCGAAAGUGCCAUCCGCGUGGACAGCUUCAGGGUGGACGCACCGUUGGCGAAGGGACAAAACUAUUCCAGCGAUAUCUUGCGGGUGACCGUAGACUACACGACCGGAAGCCACAACCAUCGCACCCAGACCUACAUCUUGAAGGUGUCUUUCGGCCGGGAUGAGGCUAGCGAUCUGUUGGACGAGUAUGAUGUGUUCAAGCGAGAGAUCGCCGUUUACGACAUCGUCAUGCCGAAAGUGGAGCAGUUGCUCAGCUCGAUCGGAUACCAGAAGCGGUUGGCUCCGGUUGCACACGCCAUCCACUCCACGACCAUUAAGCACUUUGUGUUUGAGGAUCUGUCCCUGCAGGGCUACAAACCAGUCAACCGGGCAGCGGGUCUAAACUUUCGCCAGCUUCAGAUGGUGCUGGAGAAAGUGGCCAAGUUCCAUGCCGCUACCGCCGUGCUGUAUGUGAUUGAACCGGAAACUAUGGACUCGCACCACUACCGGAACAUCAGCGAGGACGUGCCGCACUUUUAUCCACUGUUCCAGAACAGUGUCGUGGCGUGCGGUCAACAAGCCCAAGGUUGGCCCACAACGCAAGGCCGGAUCGCGGAGAAGCUGCUGGCACUUAAGAAAACGAUCGUUGCCAAGGGUUGCCAGGUGUACACGCGGCACGAGUCGGACGGUUUCAGUGUACUAAACCACGGCGAUCUGUGGGUGAGCAACGUAAUGUACAAAACUGAUCCUCGCGGAACACCGAUCGAUGUGAUCCUUGUGGACUACGCAACCGGCUUCUUUGGUUCCCCGGCGAUCGACCUGAGCUAUCUGCUGUUCACAUCCGCGGCCAACGAUGUCACGGUCGAUGACUUCGACCUGCUCCUACAGUAUUAUCAUUCGGAACUGGUCGACGCGCUGGUGAAGCUAAAGUACACCAAGCGCAUUCCAACACUGCUCGACAUCCAAAUCGAGAUGCUGCGCAAAGGGCACAACGGAGUGAUGUUUUCCACGUUCCUAAUACCGCUACGGCUCCUCGAGGAUACCACCAACGCCGAUCUGGGUGGACUGCUGGGCCGCUCGGAGGAAGCGAUCGCAUUCCGCGCACGGCUAUUCUCACAGCCCCGGUAUCAGGACCGGAUGGAGUACCUGUUGAAUUACUACGAUCGGAAGGGCUAUUUGGAUUGACGGCGCGGCCGGCACGAUGUUUUAUUAGAUUUAAAUUCGUAUCUACUCUAAGAACCCUUGGUGAAGGAAGCGUGGUAGCAGCUCCCGAAGCAGCACCCGGUACUCCGGAUGGUUGUACAGUUUGCGCCGGUAAGCGUGGGCAUCCGUCUCAUCCGUCCCGUACACGCUGACCGCGUGCCCGUAGUCGGCGAACAGGAACGGCACAAAGCAAACCACCAGCACUACCUCCAAAAACCCGGCACGAACCAGAUCCAUGUUCAGAUCGAGCAGCGUCGGAGCUUUGCCCAUAAACCCUAGCGUGGCCAGUGUUUCCGAAAACUCGCGAUGGUACAGCUGCAACAGCUGCUGGCGUUUCGUUUGGCGUGUCUCGUGAUCGCACACGAGGUACAGGAAGUACAGCAAAUCGACGGCCACCGUUGUCCAGCAGCUGAGCUGAUAGUCGACCUGGAAUGGUGCCACUGGUGAGUGAGUGCGGUCCGGCAAGGCGAGCGAUGUCUGUGGCCACUUACGAACAACACAUCGUUCGGCGCGUCACCCGAGUUCAGUUUCAACAGCACGUUGCUGUAGUGAAAGUCGCCGUGAUUGAGCACCUUGAAGCGGUACUCGGCAUCCUGGGCGUUGUAGAUCUGGAUGCCCCACUCGAAAAACGUUUCGCGGAGGCUGUGGAAGCGUUUGGCGUAGUGCGCGUACCCUUCCCAGGCCGACAGCUGCUCGAUGAAGAUACCAAAGCAUUCGACCAGAAAAUUCAUUCCCUCCAGUGUUUUCGGCUUGAACAAUUCGUUCUGCUGUUUGUCGGUCGGUUUGCGCUGCGCCAAGAAGAAGAAGGUUCUAAGCCUGAUAGAGGAGUAGAUCGGGCAAGUUUCUCACUCACCAUGCUGGCUUGCUGCUGGCUGAAGGACGCAGCGUGAAACUGUGCCAACUUGGUCAGCACUAGGACCGCAGUGUCGGCGGCGAGCAAGCCGGAACCCGCCACGUACUGCUGGUUGGUUAAGUCUUCCAAUAUCAAGUGCGGCCUCGGUUCGCUGGCGGCAAAAAUCAG